AUUUCGGCCCAAUUGACGCAGCGGACAGUCGGGAGCAUGGCCGGCUCAUUCCAGCCCCAGAACAUCUCCCUCCAGGACCCCCAGCAGUAUCCCCAGUUCGCCCACGUCCCUCAGACCGUCAAGAAUCUUCCCCCAAAGGAGAGGCUCCAGCUUGCUAUCAAUCGCAUAACAGAACUCAAACGGCAGGGCUUCACGCCGGAGACCAACCCUGAGAUUAUCACUUUGCAAAAGUUCAUAAACACCGCACUCAGCAAGGGCAAUUUCGACCCCACCCAGCUUCAUGCCAUCGACGGUCAGCAAGCUAUCAAUGGCCACGCUCAGCCUCUACAGAACGGCGUCCCUCUCAAUGGCCAGUCCAUCACAUCUGGCCCCGUUCCCUCCCAGCCCGUACCCCCGCCAUCUUCCACUCCCGUCUCCUUCACACAUGACCAAAUCAACGCCCUUCGCGCCCAGAUAAUGGCAUUCAAACUCAUCUCCCGCGGCCAACCCGUCCCGGACCAGCUUCAGCAGGCCAUCCGCGUGCAGAACGCCUCGGUCCCAGAACUUGACAAGCUCCUCCAGAACCCCGACCUCAGCGCUCGUAUCCUUGAUUCAGCCGUCAAAGUUCAGAAGGGCGUCGUUCCACCAGGUACUUCUCCCGUUCCUACGCAGGAUCACUCCGCUGUAGCUGCUGCAGCUGCAGGUGCCGUCAAGGACGAAGACCCUGCCGCCCCGUCGUUUGUCAACGGAGAGCUCUCAAAAACUCAGCUGCUCGAAGACGACUCGAAAACGGGCGUUUAUCCAUACAAUGCCCUCCGCUACCCUUUCACUCACCUCCAACGCCCGAAAGACCUUGAUCCCUCGCUCUUUGCUUCGCGUCUACAACGCCUUCUUAUACCCUCGAUCACUCCCGCCGGCCUCGAUGUUCAUCAUGUUAUCAACGAACGUGACAGGUUUAUCGAAGCACGCAUACAGCAGCGAAUCGGCGAGCUUGAGUCUUUGCCCGCUACUAUGGGCGAGGGCGGCUUCGAUUCCAUGACCGACGACAUACUCAACGGAUCGAAUGAAUCCGAGAACGAGCCACCCAAGACGGUACACCCGCCCGUGGACGAGAACGCGAAGCUGCAGGCACUCAUCGAACUCAAGAAACUCCGGCUGCUUGAGAAGCAACGUGCACUUCGAGCAUCCGUUGCCGAGCGUCUUAUCCAAGGAACUCUUCUCCCCUUCAACCGCGCUGACUUCCGUCGCAAUCGUCGCCCAACUCUUCGUGAUGUGCAACAAACAGAACAGCUGGAGCGCCGGCAGCGAGUAGAUCGUGAGCGUCGUGCGAAGCACAAGCACGUUGAGCAGCUCGGCGUCAUCUGUGCUCACGGUCGUGAGGUGGUCGCGGUCAAUCGCAGUGCUCAAGACCGUGUGCUGCGCCUUGGCCGCGCCGUUCUGAGCUUGCAUGCGGUAACGGAGAAGGAAGAGCAGAAGCGCAUCGAGAGGAUCUCCAAGGAGCGUCUCAAGGCUCUCAAGGCGGACGAUGAAGAGACAUACAUGAAGCUCAUCGACUCCGCCAAGGAUACCCGUAUCACCCACCUGCUCAGACAAACGGACGCGUAUCUCGACUCUCUCGCCCAGGCUGUCGUCGCCCAGCAGAACGAAGCCGGUGUUCCUCCCAGCGAAGGUCCUGUUUCUGAUGAACCAACGAACGAGGCCACUUUUGGCGCCCAAGUCGAUGCCGACGCUGUCGACGAUAAAGGCAAGGUCGAUUACUAUGCAGUUGCCCACCGUAUUUCGGAGAGGAUCACGAAGCAGCCUGGUAUUCUUAUCGGCGGCACGCUCAAGGACUAUCAAAUCAAAGGUCUCCAGUGGAUGGUCAGCUUGUAUAACAACAAGCUGAAUGGUAUCCUCGCAGACGAGAUGGGCUUGGGUAAAACUAUUCAAACCAUCGCACUUGUGACCUUCCUCAUCGAGGUGAAGAAGCAGCGCGGCCCCUACCUUGUCAUUGUUCCCUUGUCCACCAUGACCAACUGGUCUGGCGAAUUCGCCAAGUGGGCCCCGGAUGUCAAUAUGAUCUCAUACAAGGGUAACCCGGCGCAGCGACGGGCACUUCAGAAUGACCUUCGCAUGGGCCAAUUUCAAGUCCUCCUGACGACAUAUGAGUACAUCAUCAAGGAUCGUCCUAUUCUCAGUAAGAUGAAGUGGGUGCACAUGAUCAUUGAUGAGGGUCAUCGCAUGAAGAACACACAGAGCAAGUUGUCUCAGACCCUCACACAGUACUAUCACUCCCGUUAUCGUCUUAUUCUCACCGGCACUCCACUACAAAAUAACCUUCCCGAGCUGUGGUCACUGUUGAAUUUCGUCUUACCCAAGAUUUUCAACUCUGUCAAGUCAUUCGACGAGUGGUUCAACACACCCUUCGCCAACUCUGGGACAGGGGACAAAAUCGAGCUGAACGAAGAAGAAGCUCUUCUCAUCAUUCGCCGUCUGCACAAAGUCCUUCGCCCCUUCCUGCUUCGUCGUCUCAAGAAGGACGUCGAGAGUGAGCUGCCCGAUAAGGUGGAGAAGGUGAUCAAGAUCCGCAUGAGUGGCCUGCAGAGCCAACUCUACAGACAAAUGAAGAAGUUCAAGAUGAUUGCUGAUGGUAACGAGUCCAAGGGGAAAUCCGGCGGAGUCAAGGGUCUCAGUAACGAGCUCAUGCAGCUCCGGAAGAUCUGUCAGCACCCCUUCCUGUUCGAGAGCGUCGAGGAUAAGGUCAACCCCUCCGGCAUGAUCGACGACAAACUCAUUCGGUCGUCUGGCAAACUCGAGCUCCUCUCUCGCGUUCUUCCCAAGUUCUUCCAUACAGGUCACAGAGUCCUCAUCUUCUUCCAGAUGACGAAGGUUAUGGACAUCAUGGAGGACUUCCUGAAGUUCAUGCACUGGAAGUAUCUUCGCCUCGACGGUGGUACCAAGACCGAAGAACGAGCUGAGUAUGUGCGCUUGUUCAAUGCCAAGGACUCCGAGAUCCAAGUCUUCAUUCUCUCCACUCGCGCCGGAGGUCUAGGCUUAAACUUGCAAACCGCCGAUACCGUCAUCAUCUUCGAUUCCGAUUGGAACCCCCACGCCGAUCUUCAAGCCCAGGAUCGUGCGCAUCGUAUUGGCCAGACGAAAGCCGUACGCAUUCUUCGUUUCAUCACGGAGAAGAGUGUGGAGGAAGCCAUGUACGCAAGGGCACGGUUCAAGCUUGACAUUGACGACAAGGUCAUUCAAGCUGGUCGUUUCGAUAACAAGUCUACGCAGGAGGAGCAAGAGGAGUUCCUCCGUUCCAUUCUUGAAGCCGACCAGGACGAGGAAAACGAAGAGGCCGGUGAUAUGAACGACGACGAACUGAAUGAAAUUCUCGCCCGCAGUGACGAAGAAGUUGUCAUCUUCCGCGACAUGGACCAAAAGCGUGAGCGUGAUGCCUUGCAAGAGUGGCGUAACAAGGGCGGACGCGGCAAGCCACCGAUGCCUCUCAUGCAGGUCGAAGAGCUUCCAGACUGCUACCAGACCGAUGAGCCUUUCAUGCCCAAAGAGCUGGAAGAUGUUGUUGAAGGCCGUGGUCAACGCCGGCGCAAUGUCGUCAGCUACAACGACGGUCUUUCUGACGAGCAGUGGGCAAUGGCCAUCGAAGAUGGCGAGGAUCUGGAAGAGCUCGUUGACCGCGCCCGUGGUCGGAAGGAGCGGAGGGCAGCCAACAAGCUUAUUAAGGAUACCGAGGUUUCCGGUCGCGGCACGCCAGCUUCAGACAGUGGCCGAGGACGGCUCAAGAAGGGCAAAAGCAAGGCCGAAUUCGGCACGCCUGUACCCAACAGCAAGCGCAAGCGAGGCAUGAAGUCGAUGUCUGCCACGCCGUCCGUCAACGGAGACGAGGAUGACGAGGAUCGUGGGGACAGCAAGAGGCGGAAGACGAAGGGUCCUGAGCUCUCUGCUGGCGUCAAGGACAAGAUGAAGAAGGCCUUCAACGAAUGCUUCAAGGCCGUUUCCGCGUGCGCCGACGAUACUGGGCGGAAACGAUGCGAGCUUUUCAAGGACCCGCCGGACAGACGGGAUUACCCAGACUACUACCAACUCAUAUCACAGCCCAUGGCACUCUCGAUCCUGCGCAAGCGGAUCAACUCCAACUACUACAAGAGCAUCACCCAGUUCAAAGCCGACUGGUCGCUCAUGUUCAACAAUGCGAGGACGUACAACCAAGAAGGAUCCUGGGUCUACAUUGAUGCGAACGAGAUGGAGAAGGUGUUUGAUGCCGCUCUGGAGAGGACGACCGCAGGUUCGGGUCUGCCUGGUGCAGCACCCUCAGCUGCAGACUCGGCCAGCGGCUCUUUUGACGGAGCGCUCACGCCAAUGGACGAGGACGAUAAGCCCGUGCGGUCUCGCGGUCGCAGUUCGACGCGAAAGCAGGUCAUCAGCGACGAUGAGUAUUUGACGCCGAGCGAUGAGGAGUAGACGUGAUGAUGGACUUUUUCUUCUGUUGUUAUGAUUGUGUAGUACUUCCGUGCUAAUGUAUAAUAUACACUGGGCUUAGGCAACAUUUAGACGCACUCUGAGCUGGAAAGACCAAAGGGAAAGCAAGACCCGAUAUAAAUCGUUCCAAUGCGGAGCUCAUGGUGAAUUAAUGGUGGCAAAGGAGGUGAAAAGAUACCAAUACAUAGGAACCCGAGCGGGAAAGGUGGUACUCUAGAAGGAAACGUGAUAUGUAUGUAAAGGUAGUAUGGAUACGUGCAUGCAGAUGCUUGUGAAAACAAAAAAUACAGCCGGGUGUAAGAGAAGCUAGUUGGCUUCCUGCUGCUGGGACUUUGCCUUGAACGUCUCAAGGAUAUGGUGUACACCAGACGGUUCGAGGACAACCUUGGUACCGUCACAUCUGGCCUUCUUGGUGAACUCGGUACAAAGCUGAUUGAUAUCCGCAUCCUGAAACAAGGAUGCGAAGUGAUACUACGCCACGCCUUGAGCACUUCAAUGUUCUGUUCGCUCUGCUCGGUACGGGGAAAUGCUGUCCCUUCGCAGUUGACGAAAUUGCCUUCGAUCGUGUCCACAAUCUUGCGCAGCAUCGGUGACGACGCUGCUGCUGCUGAUGCAACUGCAAAAGGUGAAUCGCCUCCAAUUGGUGGAGGACCGGCGUUGGAUGAGAAGGGCGACUGACCACCUUCGGCGAUUUUACGUGACAUGACUUCCCUUGUGAACGCGUUUGAGUUUGUUAAACAAUUAGCUCCGUUCUGCCGCUGAGACUGAGACUGUUCUUCGGAAGCCGACGGAGGACUGUCGCUUGGCUGGGACAUCCCCCAGCUGAACGGACUCUGGGAAUUCGACGUACUGGACUGCGAGGCAGGCGACGAAGACUGGUUGUUGGUCACCCCGUUAACCAUUUGCGAAGAAGAAGUAGAACUGCCUCCAGUGCUGUUGUUGCGCGCGGCAUGGGAGACGGGUGACAUCGAUGGUGUCUUGACGAGGGCAUUGAAGUCAAGCGGAGAGUGACCACCAAGCAUACUCCCUCCAAACAGUUCGUCUAAGCUCGUGCUGUGUGGAAAUUCGUGUGACUGUGGUGGCGAAUUGGUGAAAGUAGGUGGCGAUUGAGUGGUCCAAGCAUGUGGUGACAAGGAAAAGCUGAAGUUAAAAGGGUCCAUCACGUUACUGUUGGUUGUAGCAGAGCUGGUGGACGGGUCGGGACUCAUCAAGUCCAUACUUGGAUCAGGCGUCUCGGCAAACGACAUGAACAAUGGGUUGUUCGCAAUCGUCUUAUACUGGUCGCGGGAGGGAAGAGCAUACUGGCCGUAUGGCGAGUUAUCAACUUGCAUGCUACUGUUGGCGUUAUUUGCCAAGGCCCCGUUGCUAUCUGAUGGAACAUCGUCGAUUAUACUGAGCAUAUUGGAGUCGAAGGUGGUGAGCGAGUUCCAGUCAAUAUCGCCGUUGGCAUUCGAAGACUGGGGCUGGUCGACUGACUGCGACGGCAUGGUGAGAGAAGUGUUAUCAAUCGAAGACGGCAUUGGGCUGAAGAAGUUGAAUGGCAGCUGUCCUGAUGGCUUGGAAGGGCCGGCAACAGCGUUGGACUGUUCUGACGGUUUAGGUACCGUAAAAGUAAACUGGGCUUGUUUGAGCUGCAGGUUCUCCUGCUGAAGGCGGUUCAGUAGAUCCUUGAGAUUUUCGUUCUCUGCUGACUGUUCGUCGUUCUUUGCUUCAAGAGCUGCAACCUUAUCUUCAAGCUAGUUGGGCCAGGAUCAGACAGGCACGAGCAUGCACGGCAUGGAUGUGUCUCACGUCUUUGACAUGCUUCUCUUUUCGUUCUCGGAACGCUCUCUGGGC
Messenger RNA from Coniophora puteana RWD-64-598 SS2, 6288 nucleotides. RefSeq lists its product as uncharacterized. NCBI's taxonomy places the organism in Eukaryota, Fungi, Basidiomycota, Agaricomycetes, Boletales, Coniophoraceae. The record is from RefSeq and is a predicted model, not a curated record. The transcript has 10 exons. Gene Ontology annotation, cellular component: nucleus. The coding region runs from base 37 to 4434 and encodes 1465 amino acids. Gene Ontology annotation, molecular function: DNA binding; ATP binding; ATP-dependent chromatin remodeler activity. Gene Ontology annotation, biological process: positive regulation of transcription by RNA polymerase II.